Messenger RNA from Closterium sp. Naga37s-1, 33599 nucleotides. The record is from the annotation of a GenBank genome assembly. NCBI's taxonomy places the organism in Eukaryota, Viridiplantae, Streptophyta, Zygnematophyceae, Desmidiales, Closteriaceae.
UUCUUCCUUUCCCCGUUCCAUGCUUCUCUCUCCCAUGUGCGUUCUUCUGUCCCCGUCCAUCUUCUCUCUUCCCGAUGGGCUUCUUCCUUUCCCCGUUCCAUGCUUCUACUCUCCCAUGUGCGUUCUUCCUUUCCCCGUUCCAUGCUUCCUCUCUCCCAUGUGCCGUUCUUCCUUUCCCCGUUCCAUGCUUCUCUCUCCCAUGUGCGUUCUUCCUUUCCCCGUUCCAUGCUUCUCUCUCCCAUGUGCGUUCUUCCUUUCCCCGUUCCAUGCUUCUCUCUCCCAUGUGCGUUCUUCCUUUCCCCGUUCCAUGCUUCUCUCUUCCCCAUGUCCGUUCUUCCUUUCCCCGUUCCAUGCUUCUCUCUCCCAUGUCCGUUCUUCCUUUCCCCCGUUCCAUGCUUCUCUCUCCAUGUCCGUUCUUCCUUUCCCCGUUCCAUGCUUCUCUCUCCCAUGUGCGUUCUUCCUUUCCCCGUUCCAUGCUUCUCUCUCCCAUGUGCGUUCUUCCUUUCCCGUUCCAUGCUUCUCUCUCCCAUGUGCGUUCUUCCUUUCCCCGUUCCAUGCUUCUCUCUCCCAUGUGCGUUUCCUUCCCCGUUCCAUGCUUCUCUCUCCCAUGUCGUUCUUCCUUUCCCGUUCCAUGCUUCUCUCUCCCAUGUGCGUUCUUCCUUCCCCGUUCCAUGCUUCUCUCUCCCAUGUGCGUUCUUCCUUUCCCCGUUCCAUGCUUCUCUCUCCCAUGUGCGUUCUUCCUUUCCCCGUUCCAUGCUUCUCUCUCCCAUGUGCGUUCUUCCUUUCCCCGUUCCAUGCUUCUCUCUCCCAUGUGCGUUCUUCCUUUCCCCGUUCCAUGCUUCUCUCUCCCAUGUGCGUUCUUCCUUUCCCCGUUCCAUGCUUCUCUCUCCCAUGUGCGUUCUUCCUUUCCCCGUUCCAUGCUUCUCUCUCCCAUGUGCGUUCUUCCUUUCCCCGUUCCAUGCUUCUCUCUCCCAUGUGCGUUCUUCCUUUCCCCGUUCCAUGCUUCUCUCUCCCAUGUGCGUUCUUCCUUUCCCCGUUCCAUGCUUCUCUCUCCCAUGUGCGUUCUUCCUUUCCCCGUUCCAUGCUUCUCUCUCCCAUGUGCGUUCUUCCUUUCCCCGUUCCAUGCUUCUCUCUCCCAUGUGCGUUCUUCCUUUCCCCGUUCCAUGCUUCUCUCUCCCAUGUGCGUUCUUCCUUUCCCCGUUCCAUGCUUCUCUCUCCCAUGUGCGUUCUUCCUUUCCCCGUUCCAUGCUUCUCUCUCCCAUGUGCGUUCUUCCUUUCCCCGUUCCAUGCUUCUCUCUCCCAUGUGCGUUCUUCCUUUCCCCGUUCCAUGCUUCUCUCUCCCAUGUGCGUUCUUCCUUUCCCCGUUCCAUGCUUCUCUCUCCCAUGUGCGUUCUUCCUUUCCCCGUUCCAUGCUUCUCUCUCCCAUGUGCGUUCUUCCUUUCCCCGUUCCAUGCUUCUCUCUCCCAUGUGCGUUCUUCCUUUCCCCGUUCCAUGCUUCUCUCUCCCAUGUGCGUUCUUCCUUUCCCCGUUCCAUGCUUCUCUCUCCCAUGUGCGUUCUUCCUUUCCCCGUUCCAUGCUUCUCUCUCCCAUGUGCGUUCUUCCUUUCCCCGUUCCAUGCUUCUCUCUCCCAUGUGCGUUCUUCCUUUCCCCGUUCCAUGCUUCUCUCUCCCAUGUGCGUUCUUCCUUUCCCCGUUCCAUGCUUCUCUCUCCCAUGUGCGUUCUUCCUUUCCCCGUUCCAUGCUUCUCUCUCCCAUGUGCGUUCUUCCUUUCCCCGUUCCAUGCUUCUCUCUCCCAUGUGCGUUCUUCCUUUCCCCGUUCCAUGCUUCUCUCUCCCAUGUGCGUUCUUCCUUUCCCCGUUCCAUGCUUCUCUCUCCCAUGUGCGUUCUUCCUUUCCCCGUUCCAUGCUUCUCUCUCCCAUGUGCGUUCUUCCUUUCCCCGUUCCAUGCUUCUCUCUCCCAUGUGCGUUCUUCCUUUCCCCGUUCCAUGCUUCUCUCUCCCAUGUGCGUUCUUCCUUUCCCCGUUCCAUGCUUCUCUCUCCCAUGUGCGUUCUUCCUUUCCCCGUUCCAUGCUUCUCUCUCCCAUGUGCGUUCUUCCUUUCCCCGUUCCAUGCUUCUCUCUCCCAUGUGCGUUCUUCCUUUCCCCGUUCCAUGCUUCUCUCUCCCAUGUGCGUUCUUCCUUUCCCCGUUCCAUGCUUCUCUCUCCCAUGUGCGUUCUUCCUUUCCCCGUUCCAUGCUUCUCUCUCCCAUGUGCGUUCUUCCUUUCCCCGUUCCAUGCUUCUCUCUCCCAUGUGCGUUCUUCCUUUCCCCGUUCCAUGCUUCUCUCUCCCAUGUGCGUUCUUCCUUUCCCCGUUCCAUGCUUCUCUCUCCCAUGUGCGUUCUUCCUUUCCCCGUUCCAUGCUUCUCUCUCCCAUGUGCGUUCUUCCUUUCCCCGUUCCAUGCUUCUCUCUCCCAUGUGCGUUCUUCCUUUCCCCGUUCCAUGCUUCUCUCUCCCAUGUGCGUUCUUCCUUUCCCCGUUCCAUGCUUCUCUCUCCCAUGUGCGUUCUUCCUUUCCCCGUUCCAUGCUUCUCUCUCCCAUGUGCGUUCUUCCUUUCCCCGUUCCAUGCUUCUCUCUCCCAUGUGCGUUCUUCCUUUCCCCGUUCCAUGCUUCUCUCUCCCAUGUGCGUUCUUCCUUUCCCCGUUCCAUGCUUCUCUCUCCCAUGUGCGUUCUUCCUUUCCCCGUUCCAUGCUUCUCUCUCCCAUGUGCGUUCUUCCUUUCCCCGUUCCAUGCUUCUCUCUCCCAUGUGCGUUCUUCCUUUCCCCGUUCCAUGCUUCUCUCUCCCAUGUGCGUUCUUCCUUUCCCCGUUCCAUGCUUCUCUCUCCCAUGUGCGUUCUUCCUUUCCCCGUUCCAUGCUUCUCUCUCCCAUGUGCGUUCUUCCUUUCCCCGUUCCAUGCUUCUCUCUCCCAUGUGCGUUCUUCCUUUCCCCGUUCCAUGCUUCUCUCUCCCAUGUGCGUUCUUCCUUUCCCCGUUCCAUGCUUCUCUCUCCCAUGUGCGUUCUUCCUUUCCCCGUUCCAUGCUUCUCUCUCCCAUGUGCGUUCUUCCUUUCCCCGUUCCAUGCUUCUCUCUCCCAUGUGCGUUCUUCCUUUCCCCGUUCCAUGCUUCUCUCUCCCAUGUGCGUUCUUCCUUUCCCCGUUCCAUGCUUCUCUCUCCCAUGUGCGUUCUUCCUUUCCCCGUUCCAUGCUUCUCUCUCCCAUGUGCGUUCUUCCUUUCCCCGUUCCAUGCUUCUCUCUCCCAUGUGCGUUCUUCCUUUCCCCGUUCCAUGCUUCUCUCUCCCAUGUGCGUUCUUCCUUUCCCCGUUCCAUGCUUCUCUCUCCCAUGUGCGUUCUUCCUUUCCCCGUUCCAUGCUUCUCUCUCCCAUGUGCGUUCUUCCUUUCCCCGUUCCAUGCUUCUCUCUCCCAUGUGCGUUCUUCCUUUCCCCGUUCCAUGCUUCUCUCUCCCAUGUGCGUUCUUCCUUUCCCCGUUCCAUGCUUCUCUCUCCCAUGUGCGUUCUUCCUUUCCCCGUUCCAUGCUUCUCUCUCCCAUGUGCGUUCUUCCUUUCCCCGUUCCAUGCUUCUCUCUCCCAUGUGCGUUCUUCCUUUCCCCGUUCCAUGCUUCUCUCUCCCAUGUGCGUUCUUCCUUUCCCCGUUCCAUGCUUCUCUCUCCCAUGUGCGUUCUUCCUUUCCCCGUUCCAUGCUUCUCUCUCCCAUGUGCGUUCUUCCUUUCCCCGUUCCAUGCUUCUCUCUCCCAUGUGCGUUCUUCCUUUCCCCGUUCCAUGCUUCUCUCUCCCAUGUGCGUUCUUCCUUUCCCCGUUCCAUGCUUCUCUCUCCCAUGUGCGUUCUUCCUUUCCCCGUUCCAUGCUUCUCUCUCCCAUGUGCGUUCUUCCUUUCCCCGUUCCAUGCUUCUCUCUCCCAUGUGCGUUCUUCCUUUCCCCGUUCCAUGCUUCUCUCUCCCAUGUGCGUUCUUCCUUUCCCCGUUCCAUGCUUCUCUCUCCCAUGUGCGUUCUUCCUUUCCCCGUUCCAUGCUUCUCUCUCCCAUGUGCGUUCUUCCUUUCCCCGUUCCAUGCUUCUCUCUCCCAUGUGCGUUCUUCCUUUCCCCGUUCCAUGCUUCUCUCUCCCAUGUGCGUUCUUCCUUUCCCCGUUCCAUGCUUCUCUCUCCCAUGUGCGUUCUUCCUUUCCCCGUUCCAUGCUUCUCUCUCCCAUGUGCGUUCUUCCUUUCCCCGUUCCAUGCUUCUCUCUCCCAUGUGCGUUCUUCCUUUCCCCGUUCCAUGCUUCUCUCUCCCAUGUGCGUUCUUCCUUUCCCCGUUCCAUGCUUCUCUCUCCCAUGUGCGUUCUUCCUUUCCCCGUUCCAUGCUUCUCUCUCCCAUGUGCGUUCUUCCUUUCCCCGUUCCAUGCUUCUCUCUCCCAUGUGCGUUCUUCCUUUCCCCGUUCCAUGCUUCUCUCUCCCAUGUGCGUUCUUCCUUUCCCCGUUCCAUGCUUCUCUCUCCCAUGUGCGUUCUUCCUUUCCCCGUUCCAUGCUUCUCUCUCCCAUGUGCGUUCUUCCUUUCCCCGUUCCAUGCUUCUCUCUCCCAUGUGCGUUCUUCCUUUCCCCGUUCCAUGCUUCUCUCUCCCAUGUGCGUUCUUCCUUUCCCCGUUCCAUGCUUCUCUCUCCCAUGUGCGUUCUUCCUUUCCCCGUUCCAUGCUUCUCUCUCCCAUGUGCGUUCUUCCUUUCCCCGUUCCAUGCUUCUCUCUCCCAUGUGCGUUCUUCCUUUCCCCGUUCCAUGCUUCUCUCUCCCAUGUGCGUUCUUCCUUUCCCCGUUCCAUGCUUCUCUCUCCCAUGUGCGUUCUUCCUUUCCCCGUUCCAUGCUUCUCUCUCCCAUGUGCGUUCUUCCUUUCCCCGUUCCAUGCUUCUCUCUCCCAUGUGCGUUCUUCCUUUCCCCGUUCCAUGCUUCUCUCUCCCAUGUGCGUUCUUCCUUUCCCCGUUCCAUGCUUCUCUCUCCCAUGUGCGUUCUUCCUUUCCCCGUUCCAUGCUUCUCUCUCCCAUGUGCGUUCUUCCUUUCCCCGUUCCAUGCUUCUCUCUCCCAUGUGCGUUCUUCCUUUCCCCGUUCCAUGCUUCUCUCUCCCAUGUGCGUUCUUCCUUUCCCCGUUCCAUGCUUCUCUCUCCCAUGUGCGUUCUUCCUUUCCCCGUUCCAUGCUUCUCUCUCCCAUGUGCGUUCUUCCUUUCCCCGUUCCAUGCUUCUCUCUCCCAUGUGCGUUCUUCCUUUCCCCGUUCCAUGCUUCUCUCUCCCAUGUGCGUUCUUCCUUUCCCCGUUCCAUGCUUCUCUCUCCCAUGUGCGUUCUUCCUUUCCCCGUUCCAUGCUUCUCUCUCCCAUGUGCGUUCUUCCUUUCCCCGUUCCAUGCUUCUCUCUCCCAUGUGCGUUCUUCCUUUCCCCGUUCCAUGCUUCUCUCUCCCAUGUGCGUUCUUCCUUUCCCCGUUCCAUGCUUCUCUCUCCCAUGUGCGUUCUUCCUUUCCCCGUUCCAUGCUUCUCUCUCCCAUGUGCGUUCUUCCUUUCCCCGUUCCAUGCUUCUCUCUCCCAUGUGCGUUCUUCCUUUCCCCGUUCCAUGCUUCUCUCUCCCAUGUGCGUUCUUCCUUUCCCCGUUCCAUGCUUCUCUCUCCCAUGUGCGUUCUUCCUUUCCCCGUUCCAUGCUUCUCUCUCCCAUGUGCGUUCUUCCUUUCCCCGUUCCAUGCUUCUCUCUCCCAUGUGCGUUCUUCCUUUCCCCGUUCCAUGCUUCUCUCUCCCAUGUGCGUUCUUCCUUUCCCCGUUCCAUGCUUCUCUCUCCCAUGUGCGUUCUUCCUUUCCCCGUUCCAUGCUUCUCUCUCCCAUGUGCGUUCUUCCUUUCCCCGUUCCAUGCUUCUCUCUCCCAUGUGCGUUCUUCCUUUCCCCGUUCCAUGCUUCUCUCUCCCAUGUGCGUUCUUCCUUUCCCCGUUCCAUGCUUCUCUCUCCCAUGUGCGUUCUUCCUUUCCCCGUUCCAUGCUUCUCUCUCCCAUGUGCGUUCUUCCUUUCCCCGUUCCAUGCUUCUCUCUCCCAUGUGCGUUCUUCCUUUCCCCGUUCCAUGCUUCUCUCUCCCAUGUGCGUUCUUCCUUUCCCCGUUCCAUGCUUCUCUCUCCCAUGUGCGUUCUUCCUUUCCCCGUUCCAUGCUUCUCUCUCCCAUGUGCGUUCUUCCUUUCCCCGUUCCAUGCUUCUCUCUCCCAUGUGCGUUCUUCCUUUCCCCGUUCCAUGCUUCUCUCUCCCAUGUGCGUUCUUCCUUUCCCCGUUCCAUGCUUCUCUCUCCCAUGUGCGUUCUUCCUUUCCCCGUUCCAUGCUUCUCUCUCCCAUGUGCGUUCUUCCUUUCCCCGUUCCAUGCUUCUCUCUCCCAUGUGCGUUCUUCCUUUCCCCGUUCCAUGCUUCUCUCUCCCAUGUGCGUUCUUCCUUUCCCCGUUCCAUGCUUCUCUCUCCCAUGUGCGUUCUUCCUUUCCCCGUUCCAUGCUUCUCUCUCCCAUGUGCGUUCUUCCUUUCCCCGUUCCAUGCUUCUCUCUCCCAUGUGCGUUCUUCCUUUCCCCGUUCCAUGCUUCUCUCUCCCAUGUGCGUUCUUCCUUUCCCCGUUCCAUGCUUCUCUCUCCCAUGUGCGUUCUUCCUUUCCCCGUUCCAUGCUUCUCUCUCCCAUGUGCGUUCUUCCUUUCCCCGUUCCAUGCUUCUCUCUCCCAUGUGCGUUCUUCCUUUCCCCGUUCCAUGCUUCUCUCUCCCAUGUGCGUUCUUCCUUUCCCCGUUCCAUGCUUCUCUCUCCCAUGUGCGUUCUUCCUUUCCCCGUUCCAUGCUUCUCUCUCCCAUGUGCGUUCUUCCUUUCCCCGUUCCAUGCUUCUCUCUCCCAUGUGCGUUCUUCCUUUCCCCGUUCCAUGCUUCUCUCUCCCAUGUGCGUUCUUCCUUUCCCCGUUCCAUGCUUCUCUCUCCCAUGUGCGUUCUUCCUUUCCCCGUUCCAUGCUUCUCUCUCCCAUGUGCGUUCUUCCUUUCCCCGUUCCAUGCUUCUCUCUCCCAUGUGCGUUCUUCCUUUCCCCGUUCCAUGCUUCUCUCUCCCAUGUGCGUUCUUCCUUUCCCCGUUCCAUGCUUCUCUCUCCCAUGUGCGUUCUUCCUUUCCCCGUUCCAUGCUUCUCUCUCCCAUGUGCGUUCUUCCUUUCCCCGUUCCAUGCUUCUCUCUCCCAUGUGCGUUCUUCCUUUCCCCGUUCCAUGCUUCUCUCUCCCAUGUGCGUUCUUCCUUUCCCCGUUCCAUGCUUCUCUCUCCCAUGUGCGUUCUUCCUUUCCCCGUUCCAUGCUUCUCUCUCCCAUGUGCGUUCUUCCUUUCCCCGUUCCAUGCUUCUCUCUCCCAUGUGCGUUCUUCCUUUCCCCGUUCCAUGCUUCUCUCUCCCAUGUGCGUUCUUCCUUUCCCCGUUCCAUGCUUCUCUCUCCCAUGUGCGUUCUUCCUUUCCCCGUUCCAUGCUUCUCUCUCCCAUGUGCGUUCUUCCUUUCCCCGUUCCAUGCUUCUCUCUCCCAUGUGCGUUCUUCCUUUCCCCGUUCCAUGCUUCUCUCUCCCAUGUGCGUUCUUCCUUUCCCCGUUCCAUGCUUCUCUCUCCCAUGUGCGUUCUUCCUUUCCCCGUUCCAUGCUUCUCUCUCCCAUGUGCGUUCUUCCUUUCCCCGUUCCAUGCUUCUCUCUCCCAUGUGCGUUCUUCCUUUCCCCGUUCCAUGCUUCUCUCUCCCAUGUGCGUUCUUCCUUUCCCCGUUCCAUGCUUCUCUCUCCCAUGUGCGUUCUUCCUUUCCCCGUUCCAUGCUUCUCUCUCCCAUGUGCGUUCUUCCUUUCCCCGUUCCAUGCUUCUCUCUCCCAUGUGCGUUCUUCCUUUCCCCGUUCCAUGCUUCUCUCUCCCAUGUGCGUUCUUCCUUUCCCCGUUCCAUGCUUCUCUCUCCCAUGUGCGUUCUUCCUUUCCCCGUUCCAUGCUUCUCUCUCCCAUGUGCGUUCUUCCUUUCCCCGUUCCAUGCUUCUCUCUCCCAUGUGCGUUCUUCCUUUCCCCGUUCCAUGCUUCUCUCUCCCAUGUGCGUUCUUCCUUUCCCCGUUCCAUGCUUCUCUCUCCCAUGUGCGUUCUUCCUUUCCCCGUUCCAUGCUUCUCUCUCCCAUGUGCGUUCUUCCUUUCCCCGUUCCAUGCUUCUCUCUCCCAUGUGCGUUCUUCCUUUCCCCGUUCCAUGCUUCUCUCUCCCAUGUGCGUUCUUCCUUUCCCCGUUCCAUGCUUCUCUCUCCCAUGUGCGUUCUUCCUUUCCCCGUUCCAUGCUUCUCUCUCCCAUGUGCGUUCUUCCUUUCCCCGUUCCAUGCUUCUCUCUCCCAUGUGCGUUCUUCCUUUCCCCGUUCCAUGCUUCUCUCUCCCAUGUGCGUUCUUCCUUUCCCCGUUCCAUGCUUCUCUCUCCCAUGUGCGUUCUUCCUUUCCCCGUUCCAUGCUUCUCUCUCCCAUGUGCGUUCUUCCUUUCCCCGUUCCAUGCUUCUCUCUCCCAUGUGCGUUCUUCCUUUCCCCGUUCCAUGCUUCUCUCUCCCAUGUGCGUUCUUCCUUUCCCCGUUCCAUGCUUCUCUCUCCCAUGUGCGUUCUUCCUUUCCCCGUUCCAUGCUUCUCUCUCCCAUGUGCGUUCUUCCUUUCCCCGUUCCAUGCUUCUCUCUCCCAUGUGCGUUCUUCCUUUCCCCGUUCCAUGCUUCUCUCUCCCAUGUGCGUUCUUCCUUUCCCCGUUCCAUGCUUCUCUCUCCCAUGUGCGUUCUUCCUUUCCCCGUUCCAUGCUUCUCUCUCCCAUGUGCGUUCUUCCUUUCCCCGUUCCAUGCUUCUCUCUCCCAUGUGCGUUCUUCCUUUCCCCGUUCCAUGCUUCUCUCUCCCAUGUGCGUUCUUCCUUUCCCCGUUCCAUGCUUCUCUCUCCCAUGUGCGUUCUUCCUUUCCCCGUUCCAUGCUUCUCUCUCCCAUGUGCGUUCUUCCUUUCCCCGUUCCAUGCUUCUCUCUCCCAUGUGCGUUCUUCCUUUCCCCGUUCCAUGCUUCUCUCUCCCAUGUGCGUUCUUCCUUUCCCCGUUCCAUGCUUCUCUCUCCCAUGUGCGUUCUUCCUUUCCCCGUUCCAUGCUUCUCUCUCCCAUGUGCGUUCUUCCUUUCCCCGUUCCAUGCUUCUCUCUCCCAUGUGCGUUCUUCCUUUCCCCGUUCCAUGCUUCUCUCUCCCAUGUGCGUUCUUCCUUUCCCCGUUCCAUGCUUCUCUCUCCCAUGUGCGUUCUUCCUUUCCCCGUUCCAUGCUUCUCUCUCCCAUGUGCGUUCUUCCUUUCCCCGUUCCAUGCUUCUCUCUCCCAUGUGCGUUCUUCCUUUCCCCGUUCCAUGCUUCUCUCUCCCAUGUGCGUUCUUCCUUUCCCCGUUCCAUGCUUCUCUCUCCCAUGUGCGUUCUUCCUUUCCCCGUUCCAUGCUUCUCUCUCCCAUGUGCGUUCUUCCUUUCCCCGUUCCAUGCUUCUCUCUCCCAUGUGCGUUCUUCCUUUCCCCGUUCCAUGCUUCUCUCUCCCAUGUGCGUUCUUCCUUUCCCCGUUCCAUGCUUCUCUCUCCCAUGUGCGUUCUUCCUUUCCCCGUUCCAUGCUUCUCUCUCCCAUGUGCGUUCUUCCUUUCCCCGUUCCAUGCUUCUCUCUCCCAUGUGCGUUCUUCCUUUCCCCGUUCCAUGCUUCUCUCUCCCAUGUGCGUUCUUCCUUUCCCCGUUCCAUGCUUCUCUCUCCCAUGUGCGUUCUUCCUUUCCCCGUUCCAUGCUUCUCUCUCCCAUGUGCGUUCUUCCUUUCCCCGUUCCAUGCUUCUCUCUCCCAUGUGCGUUCUUCCUUUCCCCGUUCCUGCUUUCUCUCUCCAUGGUGCCGUUCUUCUUCCCCGUUCCAGUGCUCUCUCUCCCAUGUGCGUUCUUCCUUUCCCCGUUCCAUGCUUCUCUCUCCCAUGUGCGUUCUUCCUUUCCCGUUCCAUGCUUCUCCUCUCCCAUGUGCGUUCUUCCUUUCCCCGUUCCAUGCUUCUCUCUCCCAUGUGCGUUCUUCCUUUCCCCGUUCCAUGCUUCUCUCUCCCAUGUGCGUUCUUCCUUUCCCGUUCCAUGCUUCUCUCUCCCAUGUGCGUUCUUCUUUCCCCGUUCCAUGCUUCUCUCUCCCAUGUGCGUUCUUCCUUUCCCCGUUCCAUGCUUCUCUCUCCCAUGUGCGUUCUUCCUUUCCCCGUUCCAUGCUUCUCUCUCCCAUGUCAGUUCUUCUUUCCCCGUCCAUGCUUCUCUUCUAAACCAUGUCGUUCUUCCUUUCCCCGUUCCAUGCUUCUCUCUCCCAUGUGCGUUCUUCUUUCCCCGUUCAUGCUUCUCUCCUCCCAUGUGCCGUUUCUUCCUUUCCCCGUUCCAUGCUUCUCUCUCCCAUGUCCGUUCUUCCUUUCCCGUUCCAUGCUUCUCUCUCCCAUGUCCGUUCUUCCUUUCCCCGUUCCAUGCUUCUCUCUCCCAUGUCCGUUCUUCCUUUCCCCGUUCCAUGCUUCUCUCGCCAUGUGCGUUCUUCCUUUCCCCGUUCCAUGCUUCUCUCUCCCAUGUGCGUUUCUUCCUUUCCCCGUUCCAUGCUUCUCUCUCCAUGUGCGUUCUUUCCUUUCCCCGUUCCAUGCUUCUCUCUCCCAGGUCGCUUCUCUCUCCCAUGUCCGUUCUUCCUUUCCCCGUUCCAUGUUUCUCUCUAUCCAUUGUCCGUUCUUCCUUUCAACCCCGUUCCAUGCUUCUCUCUCCCAUGUCCGUUCUUCCUUUCCCCGUUCCAUGCUUCUCUCUCCCAUGUGCCGUUCUUCCUUUCCCCGUUCCAUGCUUUCUCUCUCCCAUGUUCGUUCUUCCUUUCCCCGUUCCAUGCUUCUCUCUCCCAUGUGCGUUCUUCCUUUCCCCGUUCCAUGCUUCUCUCUCCAUGUGCGUUCUUCCUUUCCCCGUUCCAUGCUUCUCUCUCCCAUGUGCGUUCUUCUUUCCCCGUUCCAUGCUUCUCUCUCCCAUAUGCGUUCUUCUUUCCCCGUUCCAUGCUUCUCUCUCCCAUGUGCGUUCUUCACUUUCCCCGUUCCAUGCUUCUCUCUCCCAUGUGCCGUUCUUCCUUUCCCCGUUCCAUGCUUCUCUCUCCCAUGUCCGUUCUUCCUUUCCCCGUUCCAUGCUUCUCUCUCCCAUGUGCGUUCUUCCUUUCCCCGUUCCAUGCUUCUCUCUCCCAUGUGCGUUCUUCCUUUCCCCCUUCCAUGCUUCUCUCUCCCAUGUGCGUUCUUCCUUUCCCCGUUCCAUGCUUCUCUCUCCCAUGUGCGUUCUUCCUUUCCCCGUUCCAUGCUUCUCUCUCCCAUGUGCGUUCUUCCUUUCCCCGUUCCAUGCUUCUCUCUCCCAUGUGCGUUCUUCCUUUCCCCGUUCCAUGCUUCUCUCUCCCAUGUGCGUUCUUCCUUUCCCCGUUCCAUGCUUCUCUCUCCCAUGUGCGUUCUUCCUUUCCCCGUUCCAUGCUUCUCUCUCCCAUGUGCGUUCUUCCUUUCCCCGUUCCAUGCUUCUCUCUCCCAUGUGCGUUCUUCCUUUCCCCGUUCCAUGCUUCUCUCUCCCAUGUGCGUUCUUCCUUUCCCCGUUCCAUGCUUCUCUCUCCCAUGUGCGUUCUUCCUUUCCCCGUUCCAUGCUUCUCUCUCCCAUGUGCGUUCUUCCUUUCCCCGUUCCAUGCUUCUCUCUCCCAUGUGCGUUCUUCCUUUCCCCGUUCCAUGCUUCUCUCUCCCAUGUGCGUUCUUCCUUUCCCCGUUCCAUGCUUCUCCAUGUCCGUAUUCCCCAUGCUUCUCUCUCCAUGUGCGUUCUUCCUUCCCCGUUCCAUGCUUCUCUCUCCUCCAUGUGCGUUCUUUCCUUUCCCCGUUCCAUGCUUCUCUCUCCCAUUUCCGUUCUUCCUUUCCCCGUUCCAUGCUUCUCUCUCCCAUGUCCUUCUUCCUUUCCCCGUUCCAUGCUUCUCUCUCCCAUGUCCGUUCUCCUUUCCCCGUUCCAUGCUUCUCUCUCCCAUGUGCGUUCUUCCUUUCCCCGUUCCAUGGCUUCUCUCUCCCAUGUGCGUUCUUUCCUUUCCUCCGUUCCAUGCUUCUCUCUCCCAUGUGCGUUUCUUCCUUUCCCCGUUCCAGGCUUCUCUCUCCCAUGUGCGUUCUUCCUUUUCCCCGUUCCAUGCUUCUCUCUCCAUGUGGCGUUCUUCCUUUCCCCGUUCCAUGUGCUCUCUCCCAUGUCCGUUCUUCCUUUCCCCGUUCGAUGUUCUUCUCUCAUCCAUGUGCGUUCUUCCUUUUCCCCCGUUCCAUGCUUCUCUCUCCCAUGUGCGUUCUUCCUUUCCCCGUUCCAUGCUUCUCUCUCCCAUGUACCGUUCUUCCUUUCCCCGUUCCAUGCUUCUCUCUCCCAUGUGCGUUCUUCCUUUCCCCGUUCCAUGCUUCUCUCUCCCAUCCUUUCCCCGUUCCAUGCUUCUCUCUCCCAUGUGCGUUCUUCCUUUCCCCGUUCCAUGCUUCUCUCUCCCAUGUCCGUUCCAUGCUUCUCUCUCCCAUGUGCGUUCUUCCUUUCCCCGUUCCAUGCUUCUCUCUCCCAUGUCCGUUCCAUGCUUCUCUCUCCCAUGUGCGUUCUUCCUUUCCCCGUUCCAUGCUUCUCUCUCCCAUGUGCGUUCUUCCUUUCCCCGUUCCAUGCUUCUCUCUCCCAUGUGCGUUCUUCCUUUCCCCGUUCCAUGCUUCUCUCUCCCAUGUGCGUUCUUCCUUUCCCCGUUCCAUGCUUCUCUCUCCCAUGUGCGUUCUUCCUUUCCCCGUUCCAUGCUUCUCUCUCCCAUGUGCGUUCUUCCUUUCCCCGUUCCAUGCUUCUCUCUCCCAUGUGCGUUCUUCCUUUCCCCGUUCCAUGCUUCUCUCUCCCAUGUGCGUUCUUCCUUUCCCCGUUCCAUGCUUCUCUCUCCCAUGUGCGUUCUUCCUUUCCCCGUUCCAUGCUUCUCUCUCCCAUGUGCGUUCUUCCUUUCCCCGUUCCAUGCUUCUCUCUCCCAUGUGCGUUCUUCCGUUCCCCGUUCCAUGCUUCUCUCUCCCAUGUGCGUUCUUCCUUUCCCCCGUUCCAUGCUUCUCUCUCCCAUGUGCGUUCUUCCUUUCCCCGUUCCAUGCUUCUCUCUCCCAUGCGUUCUUCCUUUCCCCGUUCAGUUCUCCUCCAUGUCGUCUUCUUUCCCCGUUCCAUGCUUCUCUCUCCCAUGUGCGUUCUUCCUUUCCCGUUCCAUGCUUCUCUCUCCCAUGUGCGUUCUUCCUUUCCCCGUUCCAUGCUUCUCUCUCCCAUGUGCGUUCUUCCUUUCCCCGUUCCAUGCUUCUCUCUCCCAUGUGCGUUUCUUCCUUUCCCCGUUCCAUGCUUUCUCUCUCCCAUGUGCGUGCUUCCUUUCCCCGUUCCAUGCUUCUCUCCUCCCAUGUGCCGUUCUUCCUUUCCCCGUUCCAUGCUUCUCUCUCCCAUGUGCGUUCUUCCUUUCCCCGUUCCAUGCUUCUCUCUCCCAUGUGCGUUCUUCCUUUCCCCGUUCCAUGCUUCUCUCUCCCAUGUGCGUUCUUCCUUUCCCCGUUCCAUGCUUCUCUCUCCCAUGUGCGUUCUUCCUUUCCCCGUUCCAUGCUUCUCUCUCCCAUGUGCGUUCUUCCUUUCCCCGUUCCAUGCUUCUCUCUCCCAUGUGCGUUCUUCCUUUCCCCGUUCCAUGCUUCUCUCUCCCAUGUGCGUUCUUCCUUUCCCCGUUCCAUGCUUCUCUCUCCCAUGUGCGUUCUUCCUUUCCCCGUUCCAUGCUUCUCUCUCCCAUGUGCGUUCUUCCUUUCCCCGUUCCAUGCUUCUCUCUCCCAUGUGCGUUCUUCCUUUCCCCGUUCCAUGCUUCUCUCUCCCAUGUGCGUUCUUCCUUUCCCCGUUCCAUGCUUCUCUCUCCCAUGUGCGUUCUUCCUUUCCCCGUUCCAUGCUUCUCUCUCCCAUGUGCCGUUCUUCCUUUCCCGUUCCAUGCUUCUCUCUCCCAUGUCCGUUCUUCCUUCCCCGUUCCAUGCUUCUCUCUCCCAUGUCGUUCUUACCUUUUCCCCGUUCCAUGCUUCUCUCUCCCAUGUGCGUUCUUCCUUUCCCCGUUCCAUGCUUCUCUCUCCCUGUGGCGUUCUUCCUUUCCCCGUUCCAUGCUUCUCUCUCCCAUGUGCGUUCUUCCUUUCCCCGUUCCAUGCUUCUCUCUCCCAUUGUGCCGUUCUUCCUUUCCCCGUUCCAUGCUUCUCUCUCCCAUGUCCGUUCUCUUCCUUUCCCCGUUCCAUGCUUUCUCUCUCCCAUGUCCGUUCUUCUUCCCCGUUCCAUGCUUCUCUCUCCAUGUGCGUUCUUCCUUUCCCCGUUCAUGCUUCUCUCUCCCAUGUGCGGUCUUCCUUUCCCCUUCCAUGCUUCUCUCUCCAUGUGCGUUCUUCCUUUCCCGUUCCAUGCUUCUCUCUCCCAUGUGCGUUCUUCCUUUCCCGUUCCAUGCUUCUCUCUCCCAUGUGCGUUCUUCCUUUCCCCGUUCCAUGCUUCUCUCUCCCAUGUGCGUUCUUCCUUUCCCCGUUCCAUGCUUCUCUCUCCCAUGUCGUUCUUCCUUUCCCCGUUCCAUGCUUCUCUCUCCAUGUGCGUUCUUCCUUUCCCCGUUCCAUGCUUCUCUCUCCCAUGUGCGUUCUUCCUUUCCCCGUUCCAUGCUUUCUCUCUCCCAUGUGCCGUUCUUCCUUUCCCCGUUCCAUGCUUCUCUCUCCCAUGUGCGUUCUUCCUUUCCCCGUUCCAUGCUUCUCUCUCCCAUGUGCGUUCUUCCUUUCCCCGUUCCAUGCUUCUCUCUCCCAUGUGCGUUCUUCCUUUCCCCGUUCCAUGCUUCUCUCUCCCAUGUGCGUUCUUCCUUUCCCCGUUCCAUGCUUCUCUCUCCAUGUGCGUUCUUCCUUUCCCCGUUCCAUGCUUCUCUCUCCCAUGUGCGUUCUUCCUUUCCCCGUUCCAUGCUUCUCUCUCCCAUGUGCCGUUCUUCCUUUCCCCGUUCCAUGCUUCUCUCUCCCAUGUGCCGUUCUUCCUUUCCCCGUUCCAUGCUUCUCUCUCCCAUGUGCGUUCUUCCUUUCCCCGUUCCAUGCUUCUCUCUCCCAUGUGCGUUCUUCCUUUCCCCCGUUCCAUGCUUCUCUCUCCCAUGUGCCGUUCUUCCUUUCCCCGUUCCAUGCUUCUCUCUCCCAUGUCCGUUCUUCCUUUCCCCGUUCCAUGCUUCUCUCUCCCAUGUGCGUUCUUCCUUUCCCCGUUCCAUGCUUCUCUCAUCCCAUGUGCGUUCUUCCUUUCCCGUUCCAGUGCUUUCUCCAUUGCGUUCUCCUUCCGUUACAUGCCUUUCUCUCCCAUGUGCGUUCUUCCUUUCCCCGUUCCAUGCUUCUCUCUCCCAUGUGCCGUUCUUCCUUUCCCCGUUCCAUGCUUCUCUCUCCCAUGUGCGUUCUUCCUUUCCCCGUUCCAUGCUUCUCUCUCCCAUGUGCGUUCUUCCUUUCCCCGUUCCAUGCUUCUCUCUCCAUGUGCGUUCUUCCUUUCCCCGUUCCAUGCUUCUCUCUCCCAUGUGCGUUCUUCCUUUCCCCGUUCCAUGCUUCUCUCUCCCAUGUGCGUUCUUCCUUUCCCCGUUCCAUGCUUCUCUCUCCCAUGUGCGUUCUUCCUUUCCCCGUUCCAUGCUUCUCUCUCCCAUGUGCGUUCUUCCUUUCCCCGUUCCAUGCUUCUCUCUCCCAUGUGCGUUCUUCCUUUCCCCGUUCCAUGCUUCUCUCUCCCAUGUGCGUUCUUCCUUUCCCCGUUCCAUGCUUCUCUCUCCCAUGUGCGUUCUUCCUUUCCCCGUUCCAUGCUUCUCUCUCCCAUGUGCGUUCUUCCUUUCCCCGUUCCAUGCUUCUCUCUCCCAUGUGCGUUCUUCCUUUCCCCGUUCCAUGCUUCUCUCUCCCAUGUGCGUUCUUCCUUUCCCCGUUCCAUGCUUCUCUCUCCCAUGUGCGUUCUUCCUUUCCCCGUUCCAUGCUUCUCUCUCCCAUGUGCGUUCUUCCUUUCCCCGUUCCAUGCUUCUCUCUCCCAUGUGCUUUCUUCCUUUCCCCGUUCCAUGCUUCUCUCUCCCAUGUGCGUUCUCUUCCUUUCCCCGUUCCAUGCUUCUCUCUCCCAUGUGCCGUUCUUCCUUUCCCCGUUCCAUGCUUCUCUCUCCCAUGUGCGUUCUUCCUUUCCCCGUUCCAUGCUUCUCUCUCCCAUGUGCGUUCUUCCUUUCCCGUUCCAUGCUUCUCUCUCCCAUGUGCCGUUCUUCCUUUCCCCUUCCAUGCUUCUCUCUCCAUGUGCGUUCUUCCUUUCCCCGUUCCAUGCUUCUCUCUCCCAUGUGCGUUCUUCCUUUCCCCGUUCCAUGCUUCUCUCUCCCAUGUGCGUUCUUCCUUUCCCCGUUCCAUGCUUCUCUCUCCCAUGUGCGUUCUUCCUUUCCCCUUCCAUGCUUCUCUCUCCCAUGUGCGUUCUUCCUUUCCCCGUUCCAUGCUUCUCUCUCCCAUGUGCCGUUCUUCCUUUCCCCGUUCCAUGCUUCUCUCUCCCAUGUGCGUUCUUCCUUUCCCCGUUCCAUGCUUCUCUCUCCAUGUGCGUUCUUCCUUUCCCCGUUCCAUGCUUCUCUCUCCCAUGUGGCGUUCUUCCUUUCCCCCGUUCCAUGCUUCUCUCUCCCAUGUGCCGUUCUUCCUUUCCCCGUUCCAUGCUUCUCUCUCCCAUGUGCGUUCUUCCUUUCCCCGUUCCAUGCUUCUCUCUCCCAUGUGCGUUCUUCCUUUCCCCGUUCCAUGCUUCUCUCUCCCAUGUGCGUUCUUCCUUUCCCCGUUCCAUGCUUCUCUCUCCCAUGUGCGUUCUUCCUUCCUUUCCCUGUUCCAUGCUUCUCUCUCCCAUGUGCGUUCUUCCUUUCCCCGUUCCAUGCUCUCUCUCCCAUGUCCGUUCUUCCUUUCCCGUUCCAUGCUUCUCUCUCCCAUGUGCGUUCUUCCUUUCCCCGUUCCAUGCUUAUCUCUCUCCCAUGUGCGUUCUUCCUUUCCCCUUCCAUGCUUCUCUCUCCCAUGUGCGUUCUUCCUUUCCCCGUUCCAUGCUUCUCUCUCCCAUGUGCGUUCUUCCUUUCCCCGUUCCAUGCUUCUCUCUCCCAUGUGCGUUCUUCCUUUCCCCCGUUCAUGCUUCUCUCUCCCAUGUGCAGUUCUUCUUUCCUUUUCCUCCGUUCCAUGCUUCUCUCUCCCAUGUGCCGUUCUUCCUUUCCCCGUUCCAUGCUUCUCUCUCCCAUGUGCGUUCUUCCCUUUCCCCGUUCGCAUGCUUCUCUCUCCCAUGUGCGUUCUAUCCGUUCCAUGCUUCCUCUCCCAUGUGCGUUCUUCCUUUCCCCGUUCCAUGCUUCUCUCUCCCAUGUGCGUUCUUCCUUUCCCCGUUCCAUGCUUCUCUCUCCCAUGUGCGUUCUUCCUUUCCCCGUUCCAUGCUUCUCUCUCCCAUGUGCGUUCUUCCUUCCCCGUUCCAUGCUUCUCUCUCCCAUGUGCGUUCUUCCUUUCCCCCGUUCCAAUGCUUCUCUCUCCCAUGUGCGUUCUUCCUUUCCCCGUUCCAUGCUUCUCUCUCCCAUGUGCCGUUCUUCCUUUCCCCGUUCCAUGCUUCUCUCUCCCAUGUGCCGUUCUUCCUUUCCCCGUUCCAUGCUUCUCUCUCCCAUGUGCGUUCUUCCUUUCCCCGUUCCAUGCUUCUCUCUCCCAUGUGCGUUCUUCCUUUCCCGUUCCAUGCUUCUCUCCUCCCAUGUGCGUUCUUCCUUUCCCGUUUCCAUGCUUCUCUCUCCCCAUGUCGUUCUUCCUUCCCCGUUCCAUGCUUCGCUCUUCCAUGUGCGUUCUUCCUUUUCCACGUUCCAUGCUUCCUCGUCCUUCCUGUGCCUUCUUCUUUCCCCUUCCAUGCUUCUCUCUCCCAUGUGCGUUCUUCCUUUCCCCGUUCCAUGCUUCUCUUCUCCCAUGUGCGUUCUUCUUUCCCGUUCCAUGCUUCUCUCUCCAUGUCCGUUCUUCCUUUCCCCGUUCCUGCUUCUUUCUCCAUGUGCGUUCUUCCUUUCCCCGUUCCAUGCUUCUCUCUUUCCCAUGUGCGUUCUUCCUUUCCCCGUUCCAUGCUUCUCUCUCCAUGUGCGUUCUUCCUUUCCCCGUUCCAUGCUUCUCUCUCCCAUGGUCGUUCUUCCUUUCCCCGUUCCAUGCUUCUCUCUCCAUGUGCGUUCUUCCUUUCCCCGUUCCAUGCUUCUCUCUCCAUGUGCGUUCUUCCUUUCCCCGUUCCAUGCUUCUCUCUCCCAUGUCGUUCUUCCUUUCCCCGUUCCAUGCUUCUCUCUCCAAUGUGCGUUCUUCCUUUCCCCGUUCCAUGCUUCUCUCUCCCAUGUGCGUUCUUCCUUUCCCGUUCCAUGCUUCUCUCUCCCAUGUGCGUUCUUCCUUUCCCCGUUCCAUGCUUCUCUCUCCCAUGUCGUUCUUCCUUCCCGUUCCAUGCUUCUCUCUCCCAUGUGCGUUUCUUCCUUUCCCCCCCGUUCCAUGCUUCUCUCUCCCAUGUGCGUUCUUCCUUUCCCGUUCCAUGCUUCUCUCUCCCAUGUGCGUUCUUCCUUUCCCCGUUCCAUGCUUCUCUCUCCCAUGUGCCGUUCUUCCUUUCCCCGUUCCAUGCUUCUCUCUCCAUGUGCGUUCUUCCUUUCCCCGUUCCAUGCUUCUCUCUCCCAUUUGCGUUCUUCCUUUCCCCGUUCCAUGCUUCUCUCUCCCAUGUGCGUUCUUCCUUUCCCCCUUCUCUCUCCCAUGUGCGUUCUUCCUUCCCCGUUCCAUGCUUCUCUCUCCCAUGUGCGUUCUUCCUUUCCCCGUUCCAUGCUUCUCUCUCCCAUGUGCGUUCUUCCUUUCCCCGUUCCAUGCUUCUCUCUCCAUGUGCGUUCUUCCUUUCCCCGUUCCAUGCUUCUCUCUCCCAUGUGCGUUCUUCCUUUCCCCGUUCCAUGCUUCUCUCUCCCAUGUGCGUUCUUCCUUUCCCCGUUCAUGCUUCUCUCCCAUGUGCGUUCUUCCUUUCCCGUUCCAUGCUUCUCUCUCCCAUGUGCGUUCUUCCUUUCCCCGUUCCAUGCUCUCUCUCCCAUGUGCGUUCUUUCCUUUCCCCGUUCCAUGCUUCUCUCUCCCAUGUCCGUUCUUCCUUUCCCCGUUCCAUGCUUCUCUCUCCCAUGUGCGUUCUUCCUUUCCCCGUUCCAUGCUUCUCUCUCCAUGUCCGUUCUUCCUUUCCCCGUUCCAUGCUUCUCUCUCCCAUGUGCGUUCUUCCUUUCCCCGUUCCAUGCUUCUCUCUCCCAUGUGCGUUCUUCCUUUCCCCGUUCCAUGCUUCUCUCUCCCAUGUGCGGUUCUUCCUUUCCCCGUUCCAUGCUUCUCUCUCCCAUGUGCGUUCUUCCUUUCCCCGUUCCAUGCUUCUCUCUCCCAUGUGCGUUCUUCCUUUCCCCGUUCCAUGCUUCUCUCUCCCAUGUGCGUUCUUCCUUUCCCCGUUCCAUGCUUCUCUCUCCAUGUGCGUUCUUCCUUUCCCCGUUCCAUGCUUCUCUCUCCCAUGUGCCGUUCUUCCUUUCCCCGUUCCAUGCUUCUCUCUCCCAUGUGCGUUCUUCCUUUCCCCGUUCCAUGCUUCUCUCUCCCAUGUGCGUUUCUUCCUUUCCCCGUUCCAUGCUUCUCUCUCCCAUGUGCGUUCUUCCUUUCCCCGUUCCAUGCUUCUCUCUCCCAUGUGCGUUCUUCCUUUCCCCGUUCCAUGCUUCUCUCUCCCAUGUGCGUUCUUCCUUUCCCCGUUCCAUGCUUCUCUCUCCCAUGUGCGUUCUUCCUUUCCCCGUUCCAUGCUUCUCUCUCCCAUGUGCGUUCUUCCUUUCCCCGUUCCAUGCUUCUCUCUCCCAUGUGCGUUCUUCCUUUCCCCGUUCCAUGCUUCUCUCUCCCAUGUGCGUUCUUCCUUUCCCCGUUCCAUGCUUCUCUCUCCCAUGUGCGUUCUUCCUUUCCCCGUUCCAUGCUUCUCUCUCCCAUGUGCGUUCUUCCUUUCCCCGUUCCAUGCUUCUCUCUCCCAUGUGCGUUCUUCCUUUCCCCGUUCCAUGCUUCUCUCUCCCAUGUCCGUUCUUCCUUUCCCCGUUCCAUGCUUCUCUCUCCCAUGUGCGUUCUUCCUUUCCCCGUUCCAUGCUUCUCUCUCCCAUGUGCGUUCUUCCUUUCCCCGUUCCAUGCUUCUCUCUCCCAUGUGCGUUCUUCCUUUCCCCGUUCCAUGCUUCUCUCUCCCAUGUGCGUUCUUCCUUUCCCCGUUCCAUGCUUCUCUCUCCCAUGUGCGUUCUUCCUUUCCCCGUUCCAUGCUUCUCUCUCCCAUGUGCGUUCUUCCUUUCCCCGUUCCAUGCUUCUCUCUCCCAUGUGCGUUCUUUCCUUUCCCCGUUCCAUGCUUCUCUCUCCAUGUGCGUUCUUCCUUUCCCCGUUCCAUGCUUCUCUCUCCCAUGUGCGUUCUUCCUUUCCCCGUUCCAUGCUUCUCUCUCCCAUGUGCGUUCUUCCUUUCCCCGUUCCAUGCUUCUCUCUCCCAUGUGCGUUCUUCCUUUCCCCGUUCCAUGCUUCUCUCUCCCAUGUGCGUUCUUCCUUUCCCCGUUCCAUGCUUCUCUCUCCCAUGUGCGUUCUUCCUUUCCCCGUUCCAUGCUUCUCUCUCCCAUGUGCGUUCUUCCUUUCCCCGUUCCAUGCUUCUCUCUCCCAUGUGCGUUCUUCCUUUCCCCGUUCCAUGCUUCUCUCUCCCAUGUGCGUUCUUCCUUUCCCCGUUCCAUGCUUCUCUCUCCCAUGUGCGUUCUUCCUUUCCCCGUUCCAUGCUUCUCUCUCCCAUGUCGUUCUUCCUUUCCCCGUUCCAUGCUUCUCUCUCCCAUGUGCGUUCUUCCUUUCCCCGUUCCAUGCUUCUCUCUCCCAUGUGCGUUCUUCCUUUCCCCGUUCCAUGCUUCUCUCUCCCAUGUGCGUUCUUCCUUUCCCCGUUCCAUGCUUCUCUCUCCCAUGUGCGUUCUUCCUUUCCCCGUUCCAUGCUUCUCUCUCCCAUUGCGUUCUUCCUUUCCCCGUUCCAUGCUUCUCUCUCCCAUGUGCGUUCUUCCUUUCCCCGUUCCAUGCUUCUCUCUCCCAUGUGCGUUCUUACGUUCCAUGCUUCUCUCUCCCAUUCCGUUCCAUGCUUCUCUCUCCCAUGUGCGUUCUUCCUUUCCCCGUUCCAUGCUUCUCUCUCCCAUGUGCGUUCUUCCUUUCCCCGUUCCAUGCUUCUCUCUCCCAUGUGCGUUCUUCCUUUCCCCGUUCCAUGCUUCUCUCUCCCAUGUGCGUUCUUCCUUUCCCCGUUCCAUGCUUCUCUCUCCCAUGUGCGUUCUUCCUUUCCCCCGUUCCAUGCUUCUCUCUCCCAUGUGCGUUCUUCUUCCCGUUCCAUGCUUCUCUCUCCCAUGUGCGUUCUUCCUUUCCCCGUUCCAUGCUUCUCUCUCCCAUGUGCGUUCUUCUUUCCCCGUUCCAUGCUUCUAUCUCCCAUGUGCGUUCUUCCUUUCCCCGUUCCAUGCUUCUCUCUCCCAUGUCCGUUCUUCCUUUCCCCGUUCCAUGCUUCUCUCUCCCAUGUGCGUUCUUCCUUUCCCCGUUCCAUGCUUCUCUCUCCCAUGUGCGUUCUUCCUUUCCCCGUUCCAUGCUUCUCUCUCCCAUGUGCGUUCUUUCCUUUCCCCGUUCCAUGCUUCUCUCUCCCAUGUGCCGUUCUUCCUUUCCCCGUUCCAUGCUUCUCUCUCCAUGUCCGUUCUUCCUUUCCCCGUUCCAUGCUUCUCUCUCCCAUGUGCGUUCUUCCUUUCCCCGUUCCAUGCUUCUCUCUCCCAUGUGCGUUCUUCCUUUCCCCGUUCCAUGCUUCUCUCUCCCAUGUGCGUUCUUCCUUUCCCCGUUCCAUGCUUCUCUCUCCCAUGUGCGUUCUUCCUUUCCCCGUUCCAUGCUUCUCUCUCCCAUGUGCGUUCUUCCUUUCCCCGUUCCAUGCUUCUCUCUCCCAUGUGCGUUCUUCCUUUCCCCGUUCCAUGCUUCUCUCUCCCAUGUCCGUUCUUCCUUUCCCCGUUCCAUGCUUCUCUCUCCCAUGUGCGUUCUUCCUUUCCCCGUUCCAUGCUUCUCUCUCCAUGUGCGUUCUUCCUUUCCCCGUUCCAUGCUUCUCUCUCCCAUGUGCGUUCUUCCUUUCCCCGUUCCAUGCUUCUCUCUCCCAUGUGCGUUCUUCCUUUCCCCGUUCCAUGCUUCUCUCUCCCAUGUGCGUUCUUCCUUUCCCCGUUCCAUGCUUCUCUCUCCCAUGUGCGUUCUUCCUUUCCCCGUUCCAUGCUUCUCUCUCCCAUGUGCGUUCUUCCUUUCCCCGUUCCAUGCUUCUCUCUCCCAUGUGCGUUCUUCCUUUCCCCGUUCCAUGCUUCUCUCUCCCAUGUGCGUUCUUCCUUUCCCCGUUCCAUGCUUCUCUCUCCCAUGUGCGUUCUUCCUUUCCCCGUUCCAUGCUUCUCUCUUCCCAUGUGCGUUCUUCCUUUCCCCGUUCCAUGCUUCUCUCUCCCAUGUCCGUUCUUCCUUUCCCCGUUCCAUGCUUCUCUCUCCCAUGUGCGUUCUUCCUUUCCCCGUUCCAUGCUUCUCUCUCCCAUGUGCGUUCUUCCUUUCCCCGUUCCAUGCUUCUCUCUCCCAUGUGCGUUCUUCCUUUCCCCGUUCCAUGCUUCUCUCUCCCAUGUGCGUUCUUCCUUUCCCCGUUCCAUGCUUCUCUCUCCCAUGUGCGUUCUUCCUUUCCCCGUUCCAUGCUUCUCUCUCCCAUGUGCGUUCUUCCUUUCCCCGUUCCAUGCUUCUCUCUCCCAUGUCCGUUCUUCCUUUCCCCGUUCCAUGCUUCUCUCUCCCAUGUGCGUUCUUCCUUUCCCCGUUCCAUGCUUCUCUCUCCCAUGUGCGUUCUUCCUUUCCCCGUUCCAUGCUUUCUCUCUCCCAUGUGCGUUCUUCCUUUCCCCGUUCCAUGCUUCUCUCUCCCAUGUGCCGUUCUUCCUUCCCCGUUCCAUGCUUCUCUCUCCCAUGUGCGUUCUUCCUUUCCCCGUUCCAUGCUUCUCUCUCCCAUGUGCGUUCUUCCUUUCCCCGUUCCAUGCUUCUCUCUCCCAUGUGCGUUCUUCCUUUCCCCGUUCCAUGCUUCUCUCUCCCAUGUGCGUUCUUCCUUUCCCCGUUCCAUGCUUCUCUCUCCAUGUGCGUUUCUUUCACUUUCCCCGUUCCAUGCUUCUCUCUCCCAUGUGCGUUCUUCCUUUCCCCGUUCCAUGCUUCUCUCUCCCAUGUCCGUUCUUCUUUCCCCGUUCCAUGCUUCUCUCUCCCAUGUGCGUUCUUCCUUUCCCCGUUCCAUGCUUCUCUCUCCCAUGUGCGUUCUUCCUUUCCCCGUUCCAUGCUUCUCUCUCCCAUGUGCGUUCUUCCUUCCCGUUUCCAUGCUUCUCUCUCCAUGUGCGUUCUUCCUUUCCCGUUCCAUGCUUCUCUCUCCCAUGUGCGUUCUUCCUUUCCCCGUUCCAUGCUUCUCUCUCCCAUGUGCGUUCUUCCUUUCCCCGUUCCAUGCUUCUCUCUCCCAUGUGCGUUCUUCCUUUCCCCGUUCCAUGCUUCUCUCUCCCAUGUGCGUUCUUCCUUUCCCCGUUCCAUGCUUCUCUCUCCCAUGUGCGUUCUUCCUUUCCCGUUCCAUGCUCUCUCUCCCAUGUGCGUUUCUUCCUUUCCCCGUUCCAUGCUUCUCUCUCCCAUGUCCGUUCUUCCUUUCCCCGUUCCAUGCUUCUCUCUCCAUGUGCGUUCUUCCUUUCCCCGUUCCAUGCUUCUCUCUCCCAUGUGCGUUCUUCCUUUCCCCGUUCCAUGCUUCUCUCUCCCAUGUGCGUUCUUCCUUUCCCCGUUCCAUGCUUCUCUCUCCCAUGUGCGUUCUUCCUUUCCCCGUUCCAUGCUUCUCUCUCCCAUGUGCGUUCUUCCUUUCCCCGUUCCAUGCUUCUCUCUCCCAUGUGCGUCUUCCUUUCCCCGUUCCAUGCCUUCUCUCUCCCAUGUGCGUUCUUCCUUUCCCCGUUCCAUGCUUCUCUCUCCCAUGUCCGUUCUUCUUUCCCCGUUCCAUGCUUUCUCUCUCCCAUGUGCGUCUUCCUUCCCCGUUCCAUUCUUCUCUCCUCCCAUGGUCUCCUCCCCGUUCCAUGCUUCUCUCUCCCAUGUGCGUUCUUCCUUUCCCCGUUCCAUGCUUCUCUCUCCCAUGUGCGUUCUUCCUUUCCCCGUUCCAUGUUUCUCUCUCCCAUGUCCGUUCUUCCUUUCCCCCGUUCCAUGCUUCUCUCUCCAUGUGCGUUCUUCCUUUCCCCGUUCCAUGCUUCUCUGCUCCCAUGUGCGUUCUUCCUUUCCCGUUCCCUGCUUCUCUCUCCCAUGUGCGUUCUUCCUUUCCCCGUUCCAUGCUUUCUCUCCCAUGUGCGUUCUUCCUUUCCCCGUUCCAUGCUUCUCUCUCCCAUGUGCGUUCUUCCUUUCCCCGUUCCAUGCUUUCUCUCUCCCAUGUGCGUUCUUCCUUUCCCCGUUCCAUGCUUCUCUCUCCCGAUGUGCGUUCUUCCCUUUCCCCGUUCCAUGCUUCUCUCUCCCAUGUGCGUUCUUCCUUUCCCCGUUCCAUGCUUCUCUCUCCCAUGUCCGUUCUUCCUUUCCCGUUCCAUGCUUCUCUCUCCCAUGUGCGUUCUUCCUUUCCCCGUUCCAUGCUUCUCUCUCCCAUGUGCGUUCUUCCUUUCCCCGUUCCAUGCUUCUCUCUCCCAUGUGCGUUCUUCCUUUCCCCGUUCCAUGCUUCUCUCUCCCAUGUGCGUUCUUCCUUUCCCCGUUCCAUGCUUCUCUCUCCCAUGUGCGUUCUUCCUUUCCCCGUUCCAUGCUUCUCUCUCCCAUGUGCGUUCUUCCUUUCCCCGUUCCAUGCUUCUCUCUCCCAUGUGCGUUCUUCCUUUCCCCCGUUCCAUGCUUCUCUCUCCCAUGUGCGUUCUUCCUUUCCCCGUUCCAUGCUUCUCUCUCCCAUGUGCGUUCUUCCUUUCCCCGUUCCAUGCAUUCUCUCUCCCAUGUGCGUUCUUCCUUUCCCCGUUCCAUGCUUCUCUCUCCCAUGUGCCGUUCUUCCUUUCCCCGUUCCAUGCUUCUCUCUCCCAUGUCCGUUCUUCCUGCUUCCCGUUCCAUGCUUCUCUGCAUCCCAUGUGCGUCUUCCUUUCCCCGUUCCAUGCUUCUCUCUCCCAUGUGCGUUCUUCCUUUCCCCGUUCCAUGCUUCUCUCUCCCAUGUGCGUUCUUCCUUUCCCCGUUCCAUGCUUCUCUCUCCCAUGUGCGUUCUUCCUUUCCCCGUUCCAUGCUUCUCUCUCCCAUGUGCGUUCUUCCUUUCCCCGUUCCAUGCUUCUCUCUCCCAUGUGCGUUCUUCCUUUCCCGUUCCAUGCUUCUCUCUCCCAUGUGCGUUCUUCCUUUCCCCGUUCCAUGCUUCUCUCUCCCAUGUGCGUUCUUCCUUUCCCCGUUCCAUGCUUCUCUCUCCCAUGGCCGUUCUUCCUUUCCCCGUUCCAUGCUUCUCUCUCCCAUGUGCGUUCUUCCUUUCCCCGUUCCAUGUUCUCCUCCAUGUCUUCUUUCCCCGUUUCCAUGCUUCUCUCUCCCAUGUGCGUUCUUCCUUUCCCCGUUCCAUGCUUCUCUCUCCCAUGUGCGUUCUUCCUUUCCCGUUCCAUGCUUCUCUCUCCCAUGUCCGUUCCAUGCUUCUCUCUCCCAUGUGCGUUCUUCCUUUCCCCGUUCCAUGCUUCUCUCUUCCCAUGUCCGUUCCAUGCUUCUCUCUCCCAUGUGCGUUCUUCCUUUCCCCGUUCCAUGCUUCUCUCUCCCAUGUGCGUUCUUCCUUUCCCCGUUCCAUGCUUCUCUCUCCCAUGUCCGUUCUUCCUUUCCCCGUUCCAUGUUUCUCUCUCCCAUGUCCGUUCUUCCUUUCCCCGUUCCAUGCUUCUCUCUCCCAUGUGCGUUCUUCCUUUCCCCGUUCCAUGCUUCUCUCUCCCAUGUGCGUUCUUCCUUUCCCCGUUCCAUGCUUCUCUCUCCCAUGUCCGUUCUUCCUUUCCCCGUUCCAUGCUUCUCUCUCCCAUGUGCGUUCUUCCUUUCCCCGUUCCAUGCUUCUCUCUCCCAUGUGCGUUCUUCCUUUCCCCGUUCCAUGCUUCUCUCUCCCAUGUGCGUUCUUCCUUUCCCCGUUCCAUGCUUCUCUCUCCCAUGUCCGUUCUUCCUUUCCCCGUUCCAUGCUUCUCUCUCCCAUGUCCGUUCUUCCUUUCCCCGUUCCAUGCUUCUCUCUCCCAUGUGCGUUCUUCCUUUCCCCGUUCCAUGCUUCUCUCUCCCAUGUGCGUUCUUCCUUUCCCCGUUCCAUGCUUCUCUCUCCCAUGUGCGUUCUUCCUUUCCCCGUUCCAUGCUUCUCUCUCCCAUGUGCGUUCUUCCUUUCCCCGUUCCAUGCUUCUCUCUCCCAUGUGCGUUCUUCCUUUCCCCGUUCCAUGCUUCUCUCUCCCAUGUCCGUUCUUCCUUUCCCCGUUCCAUGCUUCUCUCUCCCAUGUCCGUUCUUCCUUUCCCGUUCCUGCUUCUCUCUCCCAUGUCCGUUCUUCCUUUCCCGUUCCAUGCUUCUCUCUCCCAUGUGCGUUCUUCCUUUCCCGUUCCAUGCUUCUCUCUCCCAUGUUCGUUCUUCCUUUCCCCGUUCCAUGCUUCUCUCUCCCAUGUUGCGUUCUUCCUUUCCCCGUUCCAUGCUUCUCUCUCCCAUGUGCGUUCUUCCUUUCCCCGUUCCAUGCUUCUCUCUCCCAUGUGCGUUCUUCCUUUCCCCGUUCCAUGCUUCUCUCUCCCAUGUGCGUUCUUCCUUCCCCGUUCCAUGGCUUCUCUCUCCCAUGUGCGUUCUUCCUUUCCCCGUUCCAUGCUUCUCUCUCCCAUGUGCGUUCUUCCUUUCCCCGUUCCAUGCUUCUCUCUCCCAUGUCCGUUCUUCCUUUCCCCGUUCCAUGCUUCUCUCUCCCAUGUGCGUUCUUCCUUUCCCCGUUCCAUGCUUCUCUCUCCCAUGUCCUUUCCCCGUUCCAUGCUUCUCUCUCCCAUGUACGUUCUUCCUUUCCCCGUUCCAUGCUUCUCUCUCCCAUGUCCGUUCCAUGCUUCUCUCUCCCAUGUGCGUUCUUCCUUUCCCCGUUCCAUGCUUCUCUCUCCCAUGUCCGUUCCAUGCUUCUCUCUCCCAUGUGCGUUCUUCCUUUCCCCGUUCCAUGCUUCUCUCUCCCAUGUGCGUUCUUCCUUUCCCCGUUCCAUGCUUCUCUCUCCCAUGUCCGUUCUUCCUUUCCCCGUUCCAUGCUUCUCUCUCCCAUGUCCGUUCUUCCUUUCCCCGUUCCAUGCUUCUCUCUCCCAUGUGCGUUCUUCCUUUCCCCGUUCCAUGCUUCUCUCUCCCAUGUGCGUUCUUCCUUUCCCCGUUCCAUGCUUCUCUCUCCCAUGUGCGUUCUUCCUUUCCCCGUUCCAUGCUUCUCUCUCCCAUGUGCGUUCUUCCUUUCCCCGUUCCAUGCUUCUCUCUCCCAUGUGCGUUCUUCCUUUCCCCGUUCCAUGCUUCUCUCUCCCAUGUGCCGUUCUUCCUUUCCCCGUUCCAUGCUUCUCUCUCCCAUGUGCGUUCUUCCUUUCCCCGUUCCAUGCUUCUCUCUCCAUGUGCGUUCUUCCUUUCCCCGUUCCAUGCUUCUCUCUCCCAUGUGCGUUCUUCCUUCCCCGUUCCAUGCUUCUCUCUCCCAUGUGCGUUCUUCCUUUCCCCGUUCCAUGCUUCUCUCUCCCAUGUGCGUUCUUCCUUUCCCCGUUCCAUGCUUCUCUCUCCCAUGUGCGUUCUUCCUUUCCCCGUUCCAUGCUUCUCUCUCCCAUGUGCGUUCUUCCUUUCCCCGUUCCAUGCUUCUCUCUCCCAUGUGCGUUCUUCCUUUCACCGUUCCAUGCUUCUCUCUCCCAUGUGCGUUCUUCCAUUCCCCGUUCCAUGCUACUCUCUCCCAUGUGCGUUCUUCCUUUCCCCGUUCCAUGCUUCUCUCUCCCAUGUCCGUUCUCCUUUCCCCGUUCCAUGCUUCUCUCUCCCAUGUGCGUUUCUUCCUUUCCCCGUUCCAUGCUUCUCUCUCCCAUGUGCGUUCUUCCUUUCCCCGUUCCAUGCUUCUCUCUCCCAUAUGCGUUCUUCCUUUCCCCGUUUCAUGCUUCUCUCUCCCAUGUGCGUUCUUCCUUUCCCCGUUCCAUGCUUCUCUCUCCCAUGUGCGUUCUUCCUUUCCCCGUUCCAUGCUUCUCUCUCCCAUGUCCGUUCUUCUUUCCCCGUUCCAUGCUUCUCUCUCCCAUGUGCGUUCUUCCUUUCCCCGUUCCAUGCUUCUCUCUCCCAUGUCCUUUCCCCGUUCCAUGCUUCUCUCUCCCAUGUGCGUUCUUCCUUUCCCCGUUCCAUGCUUCUCUCUCCCAUGUCCGUUCCAUGCUUCUCUCUCCCAUGUGCGUUCUUCCUUUCCCCGUUCCAUGCUUCUCUCUCCCAUGUGCGUUCUUCCUUUCCCCGUUCCAUGCUUCUCUCUCCCAUGUGCGUUCUUCCUUUCCCCGUUCCAUGCUUCUCUCUCCCAUGUGCGUUCUUCCUUUCCCCGUUCCAUGCUUCUCUCUCCCAUGUGCGUUCUUCCUUUCCCCGUUCCAUGCUUCUCUCUCCCAUGUGCGUUCUUCCAUUCCCCGUUCCAUGCUUCUCUCUCCCAUGUCCGUUCUUCCUUUCCCCGUUCCAUGCUUCUCUCUCCCAUGUGCGUUCUUCCUUUCCCCGUUCCAUGCUUCUCUCUCCCAUGUGCGUUCUUCCUUCCCCGUUCCAUGCUUCUCUCUCCCAUGUGCGUUCUUCCUUUCCCCGUUCCAUGCUUCUCUCUCCAUGUGCGUUCUUCCUUUCCCCGUUCCAUGCUUCUCUCUCCCAUGUGCGUUCUUCCUUUCCCCGUUCCAUGCUUCUCUCUCCCAUGUGCGUUCUUCCUUUCCCCGUUCCAUGCUUCUCUCUCCCAUGUGCGUUCUUCCUUUCCCCGUUCCAUGCUUCUCUCUCCCAUGUGCGUUCUUCCUUUCCCCGUUCCAUGCUUCUCUCUCCCAUGUGCGUUCUUCCAUUCCCCGUUCCAUGCUUCUCUCUCCCAUGUGCGUUCUUCCUUUCCCCGUUCCAUGCUUCUCUCUCCCAUGUCCGUUCUUCCUUUCCCCGUUCCAUGCUUCUCUCUCCCAUGUGCGUUCUUCCUUUCCCCGUUCCAUGCUUCUCUCUCCCAUGUGCGUUCUUCCUUUCCCCGUUCCAUGCUUCUCUCUCCCAUAUGCGUUCUUCCUUUCCCCGUUUCAUGCUUCUCUCUCCCAUGUGCGUUCUUCCUUUCCCCGUUCCAUGCUUCUCUCUCCCAUGUGCGUUCUUCCUUUCCCCGUUCCAUGCUUCUCUCUCCCAUGUCCGUUCUUCCUUUCCCCGUUCCAUGCUUCUCUCUCCCAUGUGCGUUCUUCCUUUCCCCGUUCCAUGCUUCUCUCUCCCAUGUCCUUUCCCCGUUCCAUGCUUCUCUCUCCCAUGUGCGUUCUUCCUUUCCCCGUUCCAUGCUUCUCUCUCCCAUGUCCGUUCCAUGCUUCUCUCUCCCAUGUGCGUUCUUCCUUUCCCCGUUCCAUGCUUCUCUCUCCCAUGUGCGUUCUUCCUUUCCCCGUUCCAUGCUUCUCUCUCCCAUGUGCGUUCUUCCUUUCCCCGUUCCAUGCUUCUCUCUCCCAUGUGCGUUCUUCCUUUCCCCGUUCCAUGCUUCUCUCUCCCAUGUGCGUUCUUCCUUUCCCCGUUCCAUGCUUCUCUCUCCCAUGUGCGUUCUUCCAUUCCCCGUUCCAUGCUUCUCUCUCCCAUGUGCGUUCUUCCUUUCCCCGUUCCAUGCUUCUCUCUCCCAUGUCCGUUCUUCCUUUCCCCGUUCCAUGCUUCUCUCUCCCAUGUGCGUUCUUCCUUUCCCCGUUCCAUGCUUCUCUCUCCCAUGUGCGUUCUUCCUUUCCCCGUUCCAUGCUUCUCUCUCCCAUAUGCGUUCUUCCUUUCCCCGUUUCAUGCUUCUCUCUCCCAUGUGCGUUCUUCCUUUCCCCGUUCCAUGCUUCUCUCUCCCAUGUGCGUUCUUCCUUUCCCCGUUCCAUGCUUCUCUCUCCCAUGUCCGUUCUUCCUUUCCCCGUUCCAUGCUUCUCUCUCCCAUGUGCGUUCUUCCUUUCCCCGUUCCAUGCUUCUCUCUCCCAUGUCCUUUCCCCGUUCCAUGCUUCUCUCUCCCAUGUGCGUUCUUCCUUUCCCCGUUCCAUGCUUCUCUCUCCCAUGUCCGUUCCAUGCUUCUCUCUCCCAUGUGCGUUCUUCCUUUCCCCGUUCCAUGCUUCUCUCUCCCAUGUCCGUUCCAUGCUUCUCUCUCCCAUGUGCGUUCUUCCUUUCCCCGUUCCAUGCUUCUCUCUCCCAUGUGCGUUCUUCCUUUCCCCGUUCCAUGCUUCUCUCUCCCAUGUCCGUUCUUCCUUUCCCCGUUCCAUGCUUCUCUCUCCCAUGUCCGUUCUUCCUUUCCCCGUUCCAUGCUUCUCUCUCCCAUGUGCGUUCUUCCUUUCCCCGUUCCAUGCUUCUCUCUCCCAUGUGCGUUCUUCCUUUCCCCGUUCCAUGCUUCUCUCUCCCAUGUGCGUUCUUCCUUUCCCCGUUCCAUGCUUCUCUCUCCCAUGUGCGUUCUUCCUUUCCCCGUUCCAUGCUUCUCUCUCCCAUGUGCGUUCUUCCUUUCCCCGUUCCAUGCUUCUCUCUCCCAUGUGCGUUCUUCCUUUCCCCGUUCCAUGCUUCUCUCUCCCAUGUGCGUUCUUCCUUUCCCCGUUCCAUGCUUCUCUCUCCCAUGUGCGUUCUUCCUUUCCCCGUUCCAUGUUUCUCUCUCCCAUGUCCGUUCUUCCUUUCCCCGUUCCAUGCUUCUCUCUCCCAUGUCCGUUCUUCCUUUCCCCGUUCCAUGCUUCUCUCUCCCAUGUCCGUUCUUCCUUUCCCCGUUCCAUGCUUCUCUCUCCCAUGUGCGUUCUUCCUUUCCCCGUUCCAUGCUUCUCUCUCCCAUGUGCGUUCUUCCUUUCCCCGUUCCAUGCUUCUCUCUCCCAUGUCCGUUCUUCCUUUCCCCGUUCCAUGCUUCUCUCUCCCAUGUGCGUUCUUCCUUUCCCCGUUCCAUGCUUCUCUCUCCCAUGUGCGUUCUUCCUUUCCCCGUUCCAUGCUUCUCUCUCCCAUGUGCGUUCUUCCUUUCCCCGUUCCAUGCUUCUCUCUCCCAUGUCCGUUCUUCCUUUCCCCGUUCCAUGCUUCUCUCUCCCAUGUGCGUUCUUCCUUUCCCCGUUCCAUGCUUCUCUCUCCCAUGUGCGUUCUUCCUUUCCCCGUUCCAUGCUUCUCUCUCCCAUGUGCGUUCUUCCUUUCCCCGUUCCAUGCUUCUCUCUCCCAUGUGCGUUCUUCCUUUCCCCGUUCCAUGCUUCUCUCUCCCAUGUGCGUUCUUCCUUUCCUCGUUCUAUGCUUCUCUCUCCCAUGUCCGUUCUUCCUUUCCCCGUUCCAUGCUUCUCUCUCCCAUGUCCGUUCUUCCUUUCCCCGUUCCAUGCUUCUCUCUCCCAUGUCCGUUCUUCCUUUCCCUGUUCCAUGUUUCUCUCUCCCAUGUCCGUUCUUCCUUUCCCCGUUCCAUUCUUCUCUCUCCCAUGUGCGUUCUUCCUUUCCCCGUUCCAUGCUUCUCUCUCCCAUGUGCGUUCUUCCUUUCCCCGUUCCAUGUUUCUCUCUCCCAUGUCCGUUCUUCCUUUCCCCGUUCCAUGCUUCUCUCUCCCAUGUGCGUUCUUCCUUUCCCCGUUCCAUGCUUCUCUCUCCCAUGUGCGUUCUUCCUUUCCCCGUUCUAUGCUUCUCUCUCCCAUGUCCGUUCUUCCUUUCCCCGUUCCAUGCUUCUCUCUCCCAUGUCCGUUCUUCCUUUCCCCGUUCCAUGCUUCUCUCUCCCAUGUCCGUUCUUCCUUUCCCCGUUCCAUGCUUCUCUCUCCCAUGUCCGUUCUUCCUUUCCCCGUUCCAUGCUUCUCUCUCCCAUGUGCGUUCUUCCUUUCCCCGUUCCAUGCUUCUCUCUCCCAUGUGCGUUCUUCCUUUCCCCGUUCCAUGCUUCUCUCUCCCAUGUGCGUUCUUCCUUUCCCCGUUCCAUGCUUCUCUCUCCCAUGUUCGUUCUUCCUUUCCCCGUUCCAUGCUUCUCUCUCCCAUGUGCGUUCUUCCUUUCCCCGUUCCAUGCUUCUCUCUCCCAUGUGCGUUCUUCCUUUCCCCGUUCCAUGCUUCUCUCUCCCAUGUGCGUUCUUCCUUUCCCCGUUCCAUGCUUCUCUCUCCCAUGUGCGUUCUUCCUUUCCCCGUUCCAUGCUUCUCUCUCCCAUGUGCGUUCUUCCUUUCCCCGUUCCAUGCUUCUCUCUCCCAUGUCCGUUCUUCCUUUCCCCGUUCCAUGCUUCUCUCUCCCAUGUCCGUUCUUCCUUUCCCCGUUCCAUGCUUCUCUCUCCCAUGUGCGUUCUUCCUUUCCCCGUUCCAUGCUUCUCUCUCCCAUGUCCUUUCCCCGUUCCAUGCUUCUCUCUCCCAUGUGCGUUCUUCCUUUCCCCGUUCCAUGCUUCUCUCUCCCAUGUCCGUUCCAUGCUUCUCUCUCCCAUGUGCGUUCUUCCUUUCCCCGUUCCAUGCUUCUCUCUCCCAUGUCCGUUCCAUGCUUCUCUCUCCCAUGUGCGUUCUUCCUUUCCCCGUUCCAUGCUUCUCUCUCCCAUGUGCGUUCUUCCUUUCCCCGUUCCAUGCUUCUCUCUCCCAUGUCCGUUCUUCCUUUCCCCGUUCCAUGCUUCUCUCUCCCAUGUCCGUUCUUCCUUUCCCCGUUCCAUGCUUCUCUCUCCCAUGUGCGUUCUUCCUUUCCCCGUUCCAUGCUUCUCUCUCCCAUGUGCGUUCUUCCUUUCCCCGUUCCAUGCUUCUCUCUCCCAUGUGCGUUCUUCCUUUCCCCGUUCCAUGCUUCUCUCUCCCAUGUGCGUUCUUCCUUUCCCCGUUCCAUGCUUCUCUCUCCCAUGUGCGUUCUUCCUUUCCCCGUUCCAUGCUUCUCUCUCCCAUGUGCGUUCUUCCUUUCCCCGUUCCAUGCUUCUCUCUCCCAUGUGCGUUCUUCCUUUCCCCGUUCCAUGUUUCUCUCUCCCAUGUCCGUUCUUCCUUUCCCCGUUCCAUGCUUCUCUCUCCCAUGUGCGUUCUUCCUUUCCCCGUUCCAUGCUUCUCUCUCCCAUGUGCGUUCUUCCUUUCCCCGUUCCAUGCUUCUCUCUCCCAUGUGCGUUCUUCCUUUCCCCGUUCCAUGUUUCUCUCUCCCAUGUCCGUUCUUCCUUUCCCCGUUCCAUGCUUCUCUCUCCCAUGUGCGUUCUUCCUUUCCCCGUUCCAUGCUUCUCUCUCCCAUGUGCGUUCUUCCUUUCCCCGUUCCAUGCUUCUCUCUCCCAUGUGCGUUCUUCCUUUCCCCGUUCCAUGCUUCUCUCUCCCAUGUGCGUUCUUCCUUUCCCCGUUCCAUGCUUCUCUCUCCCAUGUGCGUUCUUCCUUUCCCCGUUCCAUGCUUCUCUCUCCCAUGUGCGUUCUUCCUUUCCCUGUUCCAUGCUUCUCUCUCCCAUGUCCGUUCUUCCUUUCCCCGUUCCAUGCUUCUCUCUCCCAUGUGCGUUCUUCCUUUCCCCGUUCCAUGCUUCUCUCUCCCAUGUGCGUUCUUCCUUUCCCCGUUCCAUGCUUCUCUCUCCCAUGUGCGUUCUUCCUUUCCCCAAUAUUAUAG